CUCCUCCCCCGGAGCACCACCACCCUUCCCCCUCCCCUGCCGGCCCGCGACCCUGCUGGCACGUCGCCCCUCAGAGGGGGAGCGCCCCGCCAUGUCUCCCCCGAAGUAUCGUGUUGUUGACAAACCCGGCGCCAAGUCCUCAGCACCUGUGCCGCAAAAGAAACUUGGGCCCUCCUCGGGCGCGGCUCGGACCCCAGCAGCUGACAAGCUCGAGGCCCGUCGCCCGGGGGCAUCGGUCCCGGCGCCGGCCGGGACCGCCCGGCCGCCCCCAAAAAGCAAUGUUGCCCAGAUCCUCACUCAACCUGGGGGUUUGCUGGCGCUAAUGCAGAAGUACCUGUCUCCGGGCAAGACGACUGCCACGCGCCCCGCCCAGCCGGACCAGCUUUUCAGUCUGUCGCACCAGGUCGCGCUGUGGGACCGACCGAACAUCGCAGAGCACAUUGCUCCGGCCCUGGGCCUGACUCUGACCGCCGAGGGGGUCCGGCUGCGGGUCUUCCCCAUGAGUGAGGCCCUUACCCCGGCGCGAGCCCGCGAGGCAACCAUGCACCCGCAGGGGGGCAUCCCGCUGUCAUGGACGGACCCCAUGUGCACGGAGCUCCUGGACUGGAUUGAUCAGCAGCUCAUCCCUCCCACCCUGCUGGAGGAGUUCCCCGCGACCGGCGUCCAAGCUCCCGGGGCCGAUCAGCCCCCAGCCCCGGCCCUGCCCUUCUAUGAUGGGCACCUGUUUGCCCUGGUGGUGGAUUUCCGACCGGGCGGGCGAUCAUCGCUGACGGCCGGCCGGCCGGGCACCGCCGCCGCUGCCGCUGCCAGGCGCAUUCUCUUGCGCCCGCACCCGCUGACCGUUCGGCGUAUGGCGCUGGCACAUGCAGCGGCCGCCACGGCCACGGCCACGGCCACGGCCAUGCCGCCCACCGAGGCCGAGGUGCCGCUGGCCCUGGCGCAGGCGGCCGAGCAGCGCCUGUAUCUCGGCGAGUUGCCGGAUUUGCUUGGCGUGCCCACGCCGCCGGGCGUCACCGCCAUCCCCACCGCCGCCGCCGCCGCCGCCGCCGCCGCCGCCGCCAUCGCGCCCGCCGUUCCCCAGAUGACUCGCCUGUGUUUGGACCUGGACGACCGUGUCUUGGUGGAGACCAUCGGCGCACACAAUCGGGGGGUGAACCAUGCGCGCGAGGCCUCCCUGGCCCGCGUGCCCCUGGCCCCUGUGGUGGCGGCUCCCCCGCAGGCCCCCACAUCAGGGCCGGCCAGGGCCGCUCCCCCGCCGACAAUGGUCCCCGCGGUGCCCACUCCGCCGAAGGCCCCCCCGGGGGGCGGGUCCCUCUUGCUGGACUUCCUGGAGUCGCGCUCGCGCACGUCCACCGACCCCGGGGCCCACCCCUUGCAUCACUCGGAUCCCGUCGGCUCGCGAUCCUUCCCCUUUGGCUUGCCGCUGAAUUCGGUGUUGGCCUCGUGGUCGGCCACGCCGCCGGCUGACGGCCAACCCGAGUGGAAGCCGCUGCGCUUCUCCCUGCGCAAGUCGGUCAAGCUAUCGCAGCCCAACCGGGAGACAUCCCUGCAGCUGAAUGCCCACCGUCUGGAGGGGUCGGCUAGCUCGUCACAUGCGGUCGAAGUGUCGCUAUCCCGCUGCGCCAGCCGGGCGCCGGGGGCCGGCGCGGCUGUUCGGCCGACCCCGGUAUCUGGUCCGGCCGAGCCGCAUGGCUCCAACUCCCCGGUGUUGAUGUCCCUGCCGUCGGUCUUCCCGUGGGCCGGGGCGCGGCUGACCGGGCCGCCCACCGAGCCGGAGCAGCUGGUUCGCGCGUACUUCUGCUCGGCCGACGCGGUGAAGCAGGUCCUCGGGCAGCUGGUGCCCUCGGGGCAAGUGGCCCCGGUGGCCACGGUGUCACCGCUGGCGGCCGCCGGGUACAUGAUCAACAUGGAAGCCGGCCCGUCGGCCGAGGGGCCGGCCUCUCCACCGGGCUAUGCCUCGGCACAUGGCGGCCACGCGCAGAUGCCGCAAUCGCCACGGGCCCCGGCCGAGGGUCCGGAAGCGCCGGUCUCUCGGAAGGCCGUGCCGGGCCCGGCGCCCGCUCCCGCGCCUGCCCCAACGCCCACCCCCUCGGCUGGGGUCCCCAGUCGGCCCGGUGCCUCGGCACUCAAGUCGGCCGGCAAGCGUGGCGGAGCGGCCGUGGCGUCGGCCGCGCGGCCUGGCAAACCCCCGGCCCCUGGGACUGGCGCCGGGGGGAGCGCCAGCCGGCGUCCGGCUAAUCCCGCCACCGGGCGCUCUGCCUCCGGGUCCAACACCGCCUCGUCUACUCCCCAAGUUAGCCCAUCCAGCUCGGAAGCAGGUGCCCUGAGCACGGGCUCCACCGGCGGGGGGCCGACCCCCGCUACCACGCCCUCGCAGACCCCAUCGUCGGGGCUGCUGUCGGUGGCCGCUGCGCCGGUCGAGCGGACACCCCCGCCCCCGGGGGCCAAGCCUCGGACUGGCGUGCGGAAGAACCCCCCGGCGGCCGGCAGCAGCGACACGGCCGGUGACGAUGCCGGCACCGAGCCGGCUCCGGGCCGGACCGCCGCGGCCCCGGCCGGCUCCGGUGGCGUGAAGCGCCAACGUGUCAGCAAGAAGGCCGGCUCCGGGCCGACAAGUGCCGGGGGGGCCACCGCCUCCAAGACCGUUCCCACGGCCAAGGCAGCCCCCGCGUCCAAGACCGUGCCGGCGGCAUCCAAAACCGUGCCAGCCUCGAAGAGUGUGCCGGCGCGAAAGCCCCCGGCCGAGGAGACCGCCGCGCGGCCGGUGAAGGCCGCCACUGGGGCCCCGCGCGCCAAGGGCGCCGGUCGCGCCACAACCCCGGUCGCCGCCGGCACGGCGUCCUCACAAGCUGGCGCCCCGUCGCCCGGCCGGAAGACCGGCUCCCCCUCGAAGAGCGCGGCGGCCACAACCAAGGCCGCCACAGCCCGGGGUGCUGCCGGCGCCGGGGGCCGGGCCUCGGCGCCUGCCCGUGCCUCGGCCGCCAACCGGCCGCCCGGCGGGAGGAAAACCCAGGGCGCCGGGUCCAAGUGAGACCAUCCGCCCCGGCGGUGUGAUUCCUCACCCCCCUCCCCCCCCCCUGCAAGGCGGGGAGAAGAGUAAAAAAAAAAGACAACAAAUGCACCA
Molecule: messenger RNA, 3124 nt
Organism: Fonticula alba
Lineage: Eukaryota; Rotosphaerida; Fonticulaceae
Exons: 9
Coding region: 92-3031 (979 amino acids)
Source: RefSeq, a predicted model, not a curated record